AUGCAUCUCAGAAACCAUCAUCACCAUCAUUACCAUCAUCACGAAGAUGAAAAUCAAAUCAUGAUUGCCAGUGGAGAAUUAAUCACGAGACAAGAAGGAUUGUUUGGAAGAUGGAAAAAAUUUUUCUUUACGUUAUCCAAGGAUGGCGUAUUGAUCAAGUUUAAAUCCUCUAAUUUUCAUACCCCAAUGCAAAGAUAUCUCAUGGUGUAUUCUUCGCAACUGAACUGUAAAGGAGACCAGAAAAAGGAGGAUACGACGUCAGGUGUACCACAAGUGACACCAUCUUUACCACAACCAGCAGUGAAUAUGUGUGGAAAGGAGAAUAGUUUAUUAUUACUCGUGGAAAAUUCUCUGGGAGAAAGAGAGACACUGUUAGUUGUGGCGCCCAUUGAUGAACAAUACGUGAUGUGGAUGCGAGGUUUUGAAAUUGUUUAUGAGCAUGCAAAAUAUGAAUUGACAAAAAGUCAUUAUCAAAUGCCAGACUAUUCAACGUCAACUUUGACAUCAUCCUCUUCACUCUCUAGUUCUCUGGUGUCAUCUACUCCUACAAUUCUCAAUUUAUUGGAACACAUUCCUAAAAGUAUUAACUUUGACCUCUUCAAAAAAGGUUUGAAAAUAUCCAAACUUGUAGAGGUCAUGAUAGAUCCAACAGUAAUUGCAAACGAAAAAGGAAUUAUAUUGGGAGUAAACAAUGCAGCAGAGGUUUUGUUUGAAUGGAGACAUACCGAAUUAAUCGGUGAGAGUGUUAAGGUAUUGAUGCCUCCCGUGUUUGCGAAUCACCAUGAUGAGUACAUGUCAGAAUACGUAAAACACAGAGUUAAGAGAAUGAUUGGAAAACCAAGAAACGUCAUUGGUAAAACCAAAUCGGGAAGAAUGUUUGCUGUUGAGAUUUCGCUUGGAGAAAUUGAUCACAAUAAUGAAGAGGAUUUUUGUGAGAUGGCUUUCAUGGCUGUAUUUCGAAAGAUUAAUACAAACGUAUGGAGCGGAUCUGAAGUUCAGCAAGAUGAAAAGGAGUUCAAUGAAAUGCUCUUGUCAAGCGAAUCGAAUAAGGUGAGUCGCACCGUUGACGGGCAUGGGCAGACAAACACUCCAGAGGACGAUACCGAUAGCUCCGAAUACAGCAGUGACGACAGUGUUAUUGAGCAAUUUCUAAAUUCUAAUGAGACGAGCAACACUCAAAACGUUCCUGUUCUGCAGCAACUCUUUGAAAACAAACACAAAGUCUGUAGACAUGUUGAAAAAUUUAAGCAUCAUUUGGAAACAUCAUUCGAAAAAGAGGCUAAACAAUUGAGGACCAAAGUGUUGUUACUCUCAAAGGAGCUUGAAAUUUUGGAACAAGAAAAUGAAAAAUUAUUUAUGCAACAAGAGGUAGAACGAGAACAUAUAGAACUUCUUGAAAGAGAAAUGACCAUUAUAUUUCCAGCUUCUCACAUUAUCUUACUUGACAUGUUGAAUGAUACUUCAACCCGUGAUGCCAUUUUGAAGUGGGCUAAGAAGGGUACCUCUCUUUACAAUCAAGUUAGCUGUUGUUUAAGUAUUUGUGAAUUCAAAGAGCGAUUUUACAUGUUGUCACCUAGAAGCACAUCUAGAAAAGGGCUUAAAGAAAUGGAAAGGCAAGCAAGAUUGCUGUUCGACGAAUAUUUUUCAUGCAGUGCCAAGUACAAGGUUGAAAUUCCAAUUGAUGUUGCGCGUAUGAUUUCAUUAAGGUUGGAAAAUCCAACAUGUCACAUGUUUCACAUUGCACUUCACAGUAUUAUUUUGGACAUGAACGAAAAGUUAGAUUGGGAUGAGAUUUUUGGAAAAGUAGAAGAAAUUUGA
This is a messenger RNA of Naegleria lovaniensis, 1818 nucleotides long. RefSeq lists its product as uncharacterized. Lineage: Eukaryota; Heterolobosea; Eutetramitea; Acrasida; Naegleriidae. Bases 1 to 1818 code for a protein of 605 amino acids. The transcript is spliced from 2 exons. The record is from RefSeq and is a predicted model, not a curated record. Gene Ontology annotation, biological process: regulation of DNA-templated transcription.